AUGGAGAAGGGCAUACGCGAUAGUGUGAAAUAUGCUAACACGGCUGCACAAAUCUGGAACGACCUUCAUGAACGUUUUGGAAAAGAGAGUUCGCCAAGAGCAUAUGAGUUGAAACAGAAGAUUGCAGCUACACAUCAAGAUGGUAACUCUGUUUCAGUUUAUUACACAAAAUUACGUACACUGUGGGAUGAAAUAUCCUCAAUUCUCCCUUUUCCAAAAUGUUCCUGUAAAGAUUGCUCCUGUGAAAUUGGUAAACAAUUAGUUGAAUUCCAAGAAAAGGAGCGUUUGUAUCAAUUUCUAAUGGGUUUAGAUUCACAAUUUUCGGUAAUUAAAACACAGAUUCUGGCAACAAAACCCAUCCCGUCGAUGGGGGUGGUGUAUCACCUAGUCGCCGAGGAUGAAAGACAGAGGGCUCUAUCUGAUGACAAGAAAACUCCACCUGAACCGGCUGCGUUCAAGACUUUUCAGAAGGGAGGUGACCCUAAACCGAUGAAUAAAUAA
Lactuca sativa (garden lettuce) is the source of this 501-nucleotide messenger RNA. RefSeq lists its product as uncharacterized. The record is from RefSeq and is a predicted model, not a curated record. Lineage: Eukaryota; Viridiplantae; Streptophyta; Magnoliopsida; Asterales; Asteraceae.